GGGGGGGUGAGGGUGAGGGUGGGGGAGAAUGGGCGGUGUGAUCGCUUUUGAUUGCAGCUGCAAUCGGUGGUGAGAUUCGAUGGGAGGAAAUAGCGGUUCCUCUGUGGAUGAUGAUGGGCCGUUUAGGGAAAGAUGUUGGUGCUUUGCCUCGCACUGAAAUGGCUGGACAUUAAAUCCCAGAGAGAGAGAGAGAGAGAGAAAAAAAAAUAUAUAGGGACCGGUGUGAGAAACGUGGAUCUGAAGGGAGGAACUUUGACCCAAUUCUGGUACAUUUAUUUAUUUGUGUAUGGAGUCCGGAUCUGAGCACAACGUUGGAAAUUUGUGCAAUACAUUGGCCACUUGUUCACACGUUGGCUUUAAGUUUGAUGCGAGACUGGAUUUGAUGCAUUAAGAAAACACCCCUCUGUGUGUGUGUCUGUGUGUGUGUCUCUGUGUGUGUGUGUGUGUCUGAGUAAGUAAAUGAUGCAACGUUGAAUUUUUUGCAACCUUUUUUUUUAACGCACACUGGUUUUCGCCUCUCGUUGAUUUUUGUCUGACUCUGGACCCCCCCCCACCCCCCCACCCCGAUUCCUGGACACCCAAGACCUCCUAAUAGCAAUAGUCCUUGCAUUUGACAUUACGCCUUAUCACGUCUUCGGGACGAGCUUCACGUGACACCGUUGCGUAGUUUAGUUUUGCGGACAAAAACGCAACAGGCGACUUGCGGGCGGCAGAGCGUCCCGCAACCUCGGAUCGGGUGACCGAGCUGUUACUAUUUUUGGAGCGAUUCUCACCCGCCGGAGAGCCAUCCACCAAUCGGCCGGUCGAUAACACUUCAAAGUGGGAUUUAAUUCAUUAUUAUUUUUCGACUGCGGGCGAAACGCAAAGAUGAGGGAAGCGUGCAGGAUCUGUGCGAGGGAGCUGUGCGGGAACCAGCGCCGGUGGAUCUUCCACACCGCAUCCAAACUCAACCUGCAGGUGAUACUGUCCCACGUGUUGGGCCGGGAGCUGUGUCGGGACGGCAAGGGCGAGUUCGCUUGCGGCAAGUGCGCCUUCAUGCUGGACCGCGUCUACCGCUUCGACACCGUCAUCGCCCGAGUGGAGGCGCUCUCCGUGGAGAGGCUGCAGCGGCUGCUGGCCGAGAGGGAGAGGGUCAAGCACUGCCUGGCCAGCCUGUACCGCAGGAGCAACGAGGAGGCGGAGGGCGUUGUCAGCAAAGAGGAAGCGGAGAAGGAGGAGGAGAGGGAGUUACUGAUGGAGGAGGCGAAGGUAGAGGAGGAAGAUGCGGAGAGGACAGUGCAUAGCUCCAGCCUGCUCCCCGACGUCCGCUACAAUGCCCUCCUUCAGGAGGACUUCACUUACUCGGGCUUCGAGUGCUGGAGCGAGCAGGGGGCUGAGGCAGCGCCCGAACAACAACAACAACAACAGCAGCAACAGCAACAGCAACAACACGAGGGCCUCGGAGGCUGCAGCAGGUCUCGCAGAUGCCGCAGCUGUGCCGCUCUGCGCGUGCCUGAUGCCGAUUACGAGGCUGUUUGCCGUGUGCCACGCAGGCUGUCCGCCAGGGGCCUGGUGAGCGAACACUCCGCCUGCACGCACAGCACCAGCAUCACCAACAGUGGAGGCACCAAUACCAAUGACGGUGGUGGCGUUGAGGAAGAGCCACCCGCUUGCGAGGCCACCCCGCCCACCGGGGUUUCGGUAUCGUUGUCGGCUGACAGCCUGGAGGAGACAUCCAAGGCCGUCUCCCCCGCUCCCGCUGCCGCCUCUCCCUCCUCCUCCGCGGAAUCACUCAGAGCCUCCGCGGAGCCAUCGCCGGGACUUGUGGUGGAGGUGUCUACGACAGAGGAUGAGGAGCGGCAACAUGUGGCCGAGCAGCACCGCCCCGGCCCCGGCCCCCAGCUGGACUCAGUGCUGAGGUUGGCCAGGGCCGUUGAAUAUCACCCGGUUCAGAGCCCACGGGGCAGCCGUCUGCCGCUCGCUGUGCGCCAACCCACAACCCCACGCCUGGCGAGUGACGGAGCAGACGAUCCCAACCCCUUGGGCUGGCACUGGCCCUGGCCACACUGCCACCUGCCCCUGGGUUUGGAGGAGGUGGCGGACUUCGAGAACCUCCUCCAGGACUUCCUGGAUGAGUACAUUCCCAUUAGCACCCAGAACCUGAUCGCUAAGCAGCAGCAGCAGCUGAGACACUAUGAGUGUGCAGCCGACCAGUGUGGCACUGAGCUGCACGAAGCCCAGGCUCAGACCCAAGGGUUGCAGGUCAGGAUCCAGGAGACUGAGGCCAUCAACAAGGUGCUGCAGGAGAAGCUGAGUGAGAUGGAAUGUGAGCUGAAGGAUGUGCGUCAAGUGGCACAGAAACAGGAGCAAUCAGUCCAGGCACUAAGUGAGACGCGAAAGAACAAGGACGAGGAGGCUGAAGACCUUUAUCACGUCAUCGAUAGCCAGAACGAGACACUCACAAAGCUGAGGGAGAUGCUCCACAGAAGCCAGCUUGAAAGCCUAAAGCGCUGUGCUGCCUGUCAGGGUGCGGAGGGUAAGCCAGGAACGCUUCAAGCUGAGCUCCUGGAGCUACAGAGCGCUUCCUUUUCCAAUCAGCUAUCACUGCAGCGUCAGCAGAGGUUGGUGAGGCAGAAGGGCUAUGAGCUGGCUGAAGCCCAACGCUGCCAGGGCCUGAUCCAGGCUGAACUUCAGGAAACCAAAGAGCAGAAGGUGGCGGCCGUCAACCUCAAUCAGGAGUUGCGGAACACCAUACAGCAGAUCCGGCAAGAACUCCAAGAAAAGGAACGUCAAUAUAAGGCUCUGGAGACUGAGCACGAGCGGGAGCUGAAUAUCCAGGAGCAGAAUAUUGAGUGCCUGAAGGAGAACUUAAGAGACAAGGAGCACUUCCUACAGCAAUAUAUCGAGCUCUUUGACUGCCAGCAAAGCACUAAAGAAAGAGACCCUCUUGUCGACAAGCUCCGUGAACGCAUCAAAGAGCGGGACAAAGCCUUGGAGCGGGCUAUUGAUGACAAGUUCAGCACCUUGGAAGAGAAGGAGGGUGAAAUCCGACAACUGCACCUGGCCCUACGUGAGAAAGAGAGGGACUUGGAUCGUGUUCGCUGUAUUCUCUCCAAUAAUGAAGAAACCAUCAGUAGUCUGGAUGGCCUGAUUAAGGGGAAGGGGCUAGAGCUGGAGCAAACCACCAUGGCAUACCGCAGCUUGCAGUGGCUGAAGCAGGAGGUGGAGGAGAAGCACGGGCGAGCCCUGAAGGAGAAGGAGACGGUCAUCGCUCAACUCCAGGCAGCACUGCACGCCCGGAACCGGGAGCUGGAGGACCUGACUGUGACGCUCGUGAACAAGGUGUGCGCGGGGGCUGGUGAGGUGACAGAGCAGCUCAGGUUGCGACUACAGGUGAAGGAGAGAAUGCUGCAGGAGGCGCUGGCUGACAGGAGCGCUGUGGCUGCCGAGCACGAGCGAGAGCUGCAGGAACUGCUCAGAGCCACCGACGCCCGCCAUCAGCAGAUGAAGAGUGCAUUGGAGGGAGUGACACGGACCAUCGCGGAGAGGGACCGGGAUCUGCAGGCACUGUGCAGGGAGCUGGCUGAGAAGGAGCGAGAAGUGGCCAAGAAGAGCGUCUGUGCCCAGGACCUUCCCAUGGAAAUAGCCCGUCUCCGUGAGCGGCUCCAGGAGAAGGAGCGACUCAUCAAUGAGCUGGUGCAGGACAGUCCCAGCAAGAACCAACGAUUCAUCCAGCUCGAGCCAAUGGAAUUGACCGACCAGCAGCAGACAGUCCCCGAGAAGGAAGCAGCACCCAAUCUGGCUUUGGCUGAGGACGAAGCGAUGCUCGACAUCGAACAUGACAACGAAGCCCUGAGCGAGAGCCAGCAGAUCAAAGAGGAACUGCAGUUGGCCCUGAGAAGAGGAGAAGAGAGCAGGCUUGAGCUGGCCACACUGCAGGCUGCACUUCCCAACCAGGAGAGAGAGUCCCGACAACAGGCAUUGGAGAUUGAAGCCCUCACAAGGAGCAUCUGUGUCAAAGAGGAGUUUAUUAAGGACCUGCAGAUGCAGCUGGUUCACCCGACAGAGCUACCGGAGGUGGAGCGGCUUAGCCAGGAGCUUCUGUCGCUGAGAGAACGGAUGGCAGACACUCAGUCACCCACCCAGAGAGACCAACAGCAGCAGCUGAGCUGUGCCCUGCAGGAGCAGGUGUUGGAACAGCAACACCUAACUGAAGCCCUGCAAGCCGAGCGACAGCUGUACGCCAGCCUUAUUAAAAACCACCACAAGCCCGACAGCUCCAGCAGGGAAAGGACGCUGGAGACGGAGUUGACGGCCGUGCAGGCGCUCCGUGAACGGCUGGAAGAGGUUCUCGGGACGAGCCGGGAGCGGGUCGGCAGGCUGGCGAGGGAUCCUGGGACGCCGGCAGAUUCUGGAGAGCUGCAUCUGGAGGGAGUUGAUAACAGUCACUUUGGAGAUGGCUUUCAGCCUGGUGCAUCAAAUUACCACCCAGUACUUGUGGAGUGUAGCCACCAGAAAGCCAUAAUGGAGACUGGCCCCGAGCAGCAGGUCACAGGGUCCGGGAGCAGCCUGGCUGGGGACCCGCAAGGGCUGCGGAGAGACCUGGAGGAGGCCAUGCUGGAGAUCCAGCACCUGGCAGAGCAGAAGACACUGCUGGAGGGAGAGCUAUCGCAGAUAAAGGCGCAGACUGCAGAGUCUGGCUACACCUCAGUGCCCCAGAUGAGAAGCGCCUUGCUUGGCCUGCACUUGGAGAUCGCAGAACUGAAAGAUGGAGAGGGAGAGGACCUGACAGGCCGGGAGUGGUGGAAGGAGGAAAGCAAAGAGAAGCUGAACGAGUGGGGCCAGCGAGAGAUCAGAAAGCUCAAAGUCAAGCUGGGGAAUGCAGAGACUAUCAGUGGCCUGCUGAAACAGCAGCUGGAGCUGAACUCUUCACUCAGCACCGAGGGAACCUUCAACCCAGAGCUGAUUGUAAACAUGGCCAAGGAAAUUGAGCGUUUGAAAGCAGAGCUCAGCUUAGCUCAGAGCCAGCGAGCGAGAGUCAGCGUCCAACUGCGUGAUGGAAGCGCCAAGCGGGCCAGACCCCAUUCUUUGGACCUCGGAAAUUUCCUAUCGCAGUGUAGAGAACAGACACCGGAGCUCAAGGUUUCUAGCCAAGAGGUAGCUGCGGGUACAUCAAGGAUCAGCCAGUGGCAACACACCGAUACCGACCUCCGGCACCAAUCCAGCCAGCUCCGUGCCGAGCUAGCCGAGUGCCGGCUCCAGAACAGGGAGCUGCAAGAGAAGCUGAUGAUGACCGAGGCCACUGUCAAAGCCCAGGACGAUCAGCUCAACCACUGCCGCGUUCUGCUUGCUGAAUCACUAGUGGAGCAAGAUAACAAACAGGUGCAAGUGGACCUGCAAGACCUGGGCUAUGAGACAUGCGGGAGAAGUGAAAAUGAGGCAGACCGAGAGGAAGCCAGCAGCCCAGAAUACGGGGAGUCCGACUUCCAGGAGCUUUUGUACCCAGCCCACAUGGAGCUUCAAUACUCGGCCUCGGAUCCCAACCCCGGGUCCCCUUCCGAGCCUCGGGUCAAGUCCUGCCUGAGGAAGGGGCUGUCGGUCGAGGACUUCGGCAGAUGCAGCGACGUGGCUCUGUUGCAGCAGCACGUGCAGAGCCUGAAGGCGCAGCUGAGCAAGUCGGACAAGAUCAUCCACAACCUGCAGUGCCGGGUUCGCUCCAUCUCCACCACCAGCGACUACGCCUCCAGCGUGGAGCGCCCCCACGGGGAACACCCCCACUUUGCGGCCACCCAGCCCAACGACGAGGAUCUCUGGCAGACAGACUCAGCCGAGCACUUCCAGGUCACGGCCCAGCCCAGCACUGAGAUCAAGCAGCUGAUUCAGAGAGUCACCUCACUGGAGGCUCAGCUGAAGAGCGCCAAACUCAUGGGUCCUUCAGCUAAAAACACCACUUGGCCAGGGAAGUACGACAGCCUGAUCCAGGCGCAGGCCCGGGAGCUUUCCCACCUCCGCCAGAAGAUGCGUGAAGGUAAGAGCAUCGGUCAGAUCCUCAAGCAACACCUGAGCGACACCACCAAGUCGUUCGAAGAGCUGCUCCGAGCCAACGACAUUGAUUACUACAUGGGACAGAGUUUCCGCGACCAGCUCUCCCAGGGCUGCCAAAUGGCAGAGAAAGUUGUGCACAAACUAACAGGCCGAGACAUCUCAAAUCUCAGUAACAAAGGAGAUCAAGAGGUGCUGGUGGUCAGAUUGAGCAAAGAGCUUCAACACAAGAACAAGACUAUCGAGUCGCUGCACGCCAAGCUCCAGACCCGCUCUGAGACACCCUGCAGCAGCCGGACCCUCUCGGAAUCGGAGCCCUCUGACAGAGCCUCCUUCGUCUCAGAUGACCAGGUCUCCACCAACGAUGAACUGGAUGCAUACCGGGAAGAGCUGGAGUCGGCCAGUGACUACUCCCAGGACGAGCAGCGGAGCGCAGAGCAUGAGGCCAAGGUUAUGACAGAUAAUCAAAGUCAUAGUGAAAAUCCAUCCCAACAUUCACCUUUCCCAUCUGUCAAUACUUCACCAUGUGGCGCCCAUCCAAACAGCAAACCCAGCAUGCCAUCUUCACAGCAACCUGCCACAGAUACAGCUCCAGCACAAAAAGGCCUCUUCUCCAGCAGUGCGCUACCAGGCCUUGAUGCCUUUCAGGCCUCGUAUUGUGCUAACUGGUAUGGUCAAGUCAGAGGCCUGCCCAUUGACUCCCAGCCUCCACUCUUUGAUCCUGCUUACGCUGGAGCACCGAGAUUCUCCCUGGCUGAGGUCCAGCAAGAACUUCACAUGUUGCAAAGACAAUUGGGAACAAGGGUUGGACUCUCCGAGCACUCGGUGAAGGCUGUGCCCACGGACCUGAGCUUUUCCGGUGCAAGCACCAGCUCGUCCCUGCAGUUAGACGCAGCCGGCUAUGUCUCGCAGUGCCACAGCGCCCCUCGCCAGGAGCUGGCCGGCAGCGGGGAGCUGAAGGACAUCCUGAGAGCGGCCAACAGUUACUUGGACAGCAGUGCUAUGUGGGAAACGGCUCGCCGACCCACCAUGUUGGGAGACAUUUCCUCUGGUUCGUCUGGGUACCAGUCAGGAAGCAACCUGACAGGUACAGAUUUGCUGGAGGAACACCUUCGGGAGAUCCGGAGCUUACGUCAGCGUUUGGAGGAAUCCAUCUGCACCAACGAUCGUCUGAGACAGCAGCUGGAAGUCCGUUUGGCUGCGGCAGCCAAAGAGAGCGCUGGUGCCCCAACCAGUAUCUACAUCCAAGGGCUGGAGACGAUGACCCAGCUGACGGAGGAGAACCGGAAGCUGAGGGAUGAGAACCUGACAAUCGAGGCCCGACUGGCUCUCAUCCCCAGAGAGCACAAGAAGGAGCUGGAACAGCUGAAGGAGGUGCUGCUCACGACCAGGGCCAGGUUGAAACUGACAGAAGCGGAAAUGGAACAGUGGAGUGAAGAGAAUAAAAGACUCCAGGCUGAGGUCAGGGACCGGCAGCAGGACCUCGUGCAGCUGAGAGAGGAGCAGCGCUGCACCCAAAGCCACAACAACAGACUCCUGCAGGAAGUCAACAUGCUACACCAGCAGCUGAACGAAAACUGCCAGCUCAUCCAUUCACUCCAGUCGGAGGUUCAGUUGUAUGAGAGCCUGUAUGGCCAGGGCAAGAGGAAAUCAUUCACAGAUGUUCAGAAUCAGUUUGGCAAUCCCUGCGCUUUUGAUAUCAGUGAGUUCCUGGUAGGAAUCCGAAGCCUUCGUAUUCAGCUGGAGCAGAGUAUCCAUGCCAACAGUUCCUUGCGGAAACAGCUGGAGCAGCAACUGGAUGAACAGCGUCAGUGCAGCAUCAAUAUCAGUCAUUUGAUCUCGUCUCAAAGGGAAGACGGCAGGAGAAAACAGGCCUUCCAAGACUGCGUGCCUUCACCGCCUGUCCGAGAUAUUGGGAUGUUAUCCCCAUUCAAGUUGCACUCCAGGUCCUCCUCCUCUGUGACCGACUUCAGUACUGAGGAAGGAACGUAUCAGAAGCACAAUGAUGGUUAUCUCAGUGAUGUGAAGAACCAGAGCUGCCCGCCUGCGAUGGACGAAGUGCCCCCAGAUGGCUCCUUUGCCAAGAAGAACGGACGUCACAUGAUUGGACACGUUGAUGACUACAAUGCGCUCCAGCAGCAGAUUCUGGAGGGAAGAAUGUUGGUUCAGAGCAUGGAGUCCAUUGUGCAAUCCUGUGUCAAUGCUGCCUUUCUGGAAAUCAAUGGGUCAAAGAAUUUGGAUCAUCAGACUGUGAAGCAGCUCUUCUCCAGCACUAACAGCCUGCGGCAGAUUCUGGACGAGGCCUGCUCACUGCUAAAGAUGUUCUGGAGGGCAGCGCUGCCAAAUCCAAACGUGGCAGCUCAGAGCAGCAAAAAGGAGCAGUCGAUGAAAGAGGAAAUCUUCAGGCUGAGAAGUAAGAUAGCGGAGCAGGAGGACCUGCUUCACAACGCCAUCAGUCGUCUGAAGGCCACCAACCAAGUGAAGGAUGGAAUGGAGCAGUUCAUUGUCAACCAGUUGACCAGAACACAUGAUGUGCUGAAGAAAGCAAGAAGUAAUCUGGAGUCUGUGCAGAUGAACGAUUGUAGCACCGCUGGUGUAAAUAUCUGCCCGAGCCCCAGCAAAGCAGAAAUCCCAUUCGGUUGCAGUCCUGGAGCCUGGGGCUUCGUGAUUCCCAAGUACCCGGAAGUUGCAGCGAGGAGUUUGGGUCAAAAUUCACUGUCUGGGAAGGAUCAAAGAUAUAGCCCAAAACCGUUUCAAGUAGGAAACAUAGCGACCUACUAAAGUCUCUCUUUCUUCCAAAACAAAACUCUAUGGAAAGAUAUUUGAAAUCCUAUCCUUACAAGAAUACAUUAGCAGAAUUGCCUUUAAAAGCAAACGUAGAUAGCACCCUCCUUUGUUUGUUGCAGAAAGAAUACUGUUCUGCACGCUCUGAACAUAAGAUAGUGACUUCUGAUGAUCCUAUUAAAAAAAAGAAUGAUUGAAUCUUGUGUGUUCUGCAUACAAAUAGGAAUGAGGGUCUGGCAUUUGUAGUGGAGACCCAUUGCUAAACAUUCUGAAAUCUUCAUAUUCUGCAUGCCGCUAAGUGCAUUUUAUCAGCCUCCGUAUUAAAUCUCUGUCCAAGUGUCUAGGACUCUUAACAAGCGUCCUGAACUUUGCAGUCUCUUUUAAGAUGCAGUGUGAUAAAGUUUAAAUAAGUUGUAUUUUGGCUAUUACCAGACCCAACGAGAACCCAUUAAUAUCGAUGAGAAGCAUGUGUUUUGUGUGAACAAAAGACUUGUGGCAGGACUAGAAAAUAAAUGAGCCUAAUAAGAUUUUAUCGGAUUUCCUGUUAGUACUGAUGUCCAAUGUAUAAUUUUAAUAUAGACAUUGUGUCCUGGAAGUAACUGGAAGAAUAUGUCCCAAGAAUAUAAACUACUGAGAAGUAAAGAAAAUAAUCACCAAACAGUCAAAAAAAGGGUACGUGCAAUAAGUCUGUUUCCGCAGCAUUAGCUUCAUCACACGCUGGAAGUAAGAUGUGAUGUAUUUGACAUAUUUAAGAACUUCACUGGAAAUAUCAAGCAUAAUAUAUGGACCGUUCUCUUUCACUGAUGCUGGGCAAUGGUAUAGUACCGUUAAGGCAGAGGUUGGGUGACUGUCUUUUAUCUAUUGUAGGCUGUUGAAAGCAGCAAACUUUAGCACUGCCUUUGUUUUUGUCUCAGCUGUACAAGGCAGUAACUUUAUUUGUGUGUGCAUGUGUAUAUAUAUUUGUACCGGGCUAUAAAACACUGCAAUUCAUUGUAUGUAGCCAAUGCACAAACAGGUACAUUUACUGCUGUGCAUCUGUACUGUAUAUUUGUAUACAUAUAAAAGGACACAAGAGUCCUUUAAUAUAUAUACCAUUCAGGAUAUACAUUGUGGAAUUUAAUGUGCCCCAUUUUCUAAUUACUGUAAAUAUGGUCAGAAUCUGGUUAUAAUUGUUUAAUUUAAACAGGAAAAAAAUCUCAAACAUAAUUGAAAAUAAUGUAUUCGGUCAUAGACUCUGAAAUGAGCACACAGAAAAACCUAGAGAAUUAUGACUCUGGGAAGAAAUACAAACCCUAUACAGUAAUCAGAUGUUAUUUGUGGUGCCAAAGCUUUUGACUUUUAUUUAAUUUUUGCUGAGCAUGGUUAUGUGCAAUGAAAAAAAAGGAAGCCAGGGAUCAAAUAAAUAGGAGGAUAUUCCCAGGAACUCUUAAUAUAAGAAAUGGAAUUGGGGGGUAGGCAAUUCUCAUUUUUGGUUUGAUGAAAUGAUCAGUAGUCACUGCUAUUUGGCAUAAGCUGCAGGGUGCCUGUGUUGAAACUUGUUUCAGUGAUCUGUAGGCCACUUUAAAAUUAACGUUUAAAGAAAUUCAGGUUCCAGAUUAUUGAAAGCAAUAUGAAGCAAUAAGUAUCCCUAUGGGAGUGCUGUAUACUGUAUAAAGUGUACAUACUGAUCAAUACUUAGUGUUUAUUCUCCAGGCUGUACAUAUUUUCCAGUGUGUGUGAGUAUAUCUUUGUUUGUACGAUGGACAGGGUAAUGUGCUCAGAGUGCAGUCUUAUGUGGCACAAUUUUGUUGUGUUCCCUGUAUUUUAGGAAAGUCAUUCUGUUAAAACAAAUGUUGUGGAUUAAGUAUGUCACACAAAAUGUUUUUCUCUUUCCUUGGUCCACAAAAAUAAAGAUGGUAAUCGUU
Callorhinchus milii (elephant shark) is the source of this 10709-nucleotide messenger RNA. It is a transcript of the gene pde4dip, whose product is annotated as phosphodiesterase 4D interacting protein. The coding region runs from base 868 to 8802 and encodes 2644 amino acids. The record is from RefSeq and is a predicted model, not a curated record. Gene Ontology annotation, cellular component: microtubule organizing center. The transcript is spliced from 41 exons. NCBI's taxonomy places the organism in Eukaryota, Metazoa, Chordata, Chondrichthyes, Chimaeriformes, Callorhinchidae.